Messenger RNA from Amblyraja radiata (thorny skate), 1474 nucleotides. RefSeq names its product junctional adhesion molecule 2a (gene jam2a). The record is from RefSeq and is a predicted model, not a curated record. Lineage: Eukaryota; Metazoa; Chordata; Chondrichthyes; Rajiformes; Rajidae. Gene Ontology annotation, cellular component: protein complex involved in cell adhesion; plasma membrane; cell surface. The transcript has 10 exons. Gene Ontology annotation, biological process: leukocyte cell-cell adhesion. The coding region runs from base 206 to 1090 and encodes 294 amino acids.
GAGCCUGGGUUAAAUUCGAGGACUGGUUAGCGGAGAGAGAUUGAGUCUGGGAUCGUGUGUGAAGCGAAGCAGUGGCGAUCAAAGAUACUUUGGUGGCGACAGAGGGACAUCGAGCUUCGUCCCUCCCUCCCUCCCGCAGCUCUGCAAAGAGGGUGUGUGUUUCGGGAAGAGAAAAAGUUAGGCAGAAACUUUCUCUGUGCUAGGGAUGGCGCCCCUGGUCGCCUUCCUCCUGUCCUUAAACCUACUGGAGCUGAUCCAUGGAGCCAGCGGGGUGACGAUCAUAUCUUCAGAUAAGGACGUGGAAGUCAACGAAUUUGAUAAGGCGACACUGCCGUGUGAGUACGUGUUGGAGAGGGGCACGCAAGCUCGGCUGGAGUGGAAGCGCAUCGCCGGGGAACACAUCUCCUUCGUCUACUUCGGCGAACAGAUCGUGGAGAAGUACAGGGAGCGUGCGACCAUGCUGGGGCACAGUAUUGAGCUCCAGAGGGUGACCAGGGCCGACACUGCCACGUACCGCUGUGAGGUGACCGCCAAGCAGGACGUCAAGAUCUUUGCCGAGAUCUCCUUCAAGCUGGUGGUGUUGGUGCCGCCAGCCACGCCCACGUGCAAGGUGCCGAGCUCGGCGAUGUCCGGAUCGACGGUGGAGCUGGUGUGCAAGGAGAGCGAGGGCUCGCCCCCCUCCGUCUACACCUGGUACAAGGACAACGUGGUCCUCAUGGACGUCUCGGCCAAGGCUUCCACCGCAAACAACGUCUCGUACACCCUGAACCGCAGCGCCGGCACUCUGAGAUUUAACCCGGUGAGGAAGAGCAACAGCGGCACCUACUACUGCGAGGCCCACAACAAGGUGGGGCGGUCAGAGCGAUGCUCCCUCAAGUUCAUGCAGAUCAACGACCUGGAUGUGACUGCGAUCGUCAUCGCCGUGGUAACCAUCACCCUGGUGCUGCUGCUGUGCGGCCUGGGCCUGUGUUACGCCUGCAGGAGGGGCUACCUGGGCAAGAGCCGAUCGGCCAAGUCCAAUGCAGCCACUCGCACCAACACCCCUCCUGCGGGUGAAGACUUCAAACACACCAAGUCUUUUGUCAUCUGACGGCAAAUGAAGAACGGCGCGUCGGUGAAGAAUUCCGAAACCACUUCUCCAAUCCCUGAAGAAUAUUGUAUUUUGGACAAGGGGGGGGGUGGGGGGGUGAGUAGAUGUUGAGUUUGUUCCUUCGAUUCCUGUCUUUGACGUCUCCCUGAAUUCCUUCCUUGUAUCUUUUAAUGGCUGUACCUUCAGCUGCCGGUGCCCAGAGGUGGAGACUUUCCCUCUUGGUACCAACAAAAACCUGCCCGAAAACCUUGCCUGCUUCAUUGCCGGCCCAUGUCACACCACGCUCGCCCAUUGUACCGUAAGGUAUUGUACGACUGUUUACAAUAUUAGUGGCCAACUAGCUUAUGCACAUACUUGGCUGUUGACACUGACAGGAAUAAUUUU